AUGACUUCUCUCAAUUUAACAAAAUCACAAGCUCAACCAAACAUCAUCUUACCGCAAGUGCUCAAUCGUGCACCAGAAGGUACAAAGGUGUUUGUUUUACCCGUUGGUUUUCUGGCAGCAGAUGCGGGUUGGUUCUUACGUGGUGCCAAUACCUCAACGGCCAGCAAUCCUGCCGGUCCAAAUGGCAAACCCGAACGUCGUGAUUUGGUAAUGUACGUUGUACUGAUCGAUCAUCCAACCGAAGGUUUAAUUUUAUGGGAAACAGGUUGUGGUCGUGAUUAUCCAGAGGUUUGGGGUAUGCCCGUUGCUGACAUCUUUGCUCGUUCACGUUAUGAACCUGAACAUGAAUUAGAUGCUGCCAUUGCAAAGGUUGGCUAUCAUAUCGAUGAUGUCAAACAAGUCAUCAUUGGUCAUUUGCAUCUCGAUCAUGCUGGUGGUUUGGUUCAUUGGAUCGGUAAAGACGUUCCGAUUUGGGUGCACAAGGUUGAGCUUGAAAGUGCUUUCUAUUCUGCUGCAACGGGUGCUGAUGAUGCAGUAUAUCAAAAGCAUUACCUCAGCUUGGACUUGAAUUGGAAGGUAUUCGAUGAUCGUGAAUUGGACAUCUUUCCAGGUAUGACUUUGCAUUGGUUACCCGGUCAUACCGCCGGUUUGUGUGGCUUGCAAAUCAAUCUGAUCGAAAGUGGGACGUUUGUCUUUUUAUCCGAUCAUGCACAUGUGCAAGAGAAUUAUCAUGGCACUCCACAAGGAUGGCUCGCUCGUGAUCAUCAAGCAUGGUUCUCAAGCAAUGAAAGAGUUAAACGUUUGGAAAAAGCUACUGGAGGAUUGAUCGUUCCUGGUCAUGAUGAAAAAGUAGCAACGCCUUUGUUCGGUAAGGUCUUUAAGUGA
This is a messenger RNA of Meira miltonrushii, 885 nucleotides long. RefSeq names its product Metallo-hydrolase/oxidoreductase. The record is from RefSeq and is a predicted model, not a curated record. The transcript has a single exon. Lineage: Eukaryota; Fungi; Basidiomycota; Exobasidiomycetes; Exobasidiales; Brachybasidiaceae. Bases 1 to 885 code for a protein of 294 amino acids.